AUGUCCCAAUACACCCUCACCUCCUACAUCGUCACGCCGGCCGAGCUUGAUUCCGCACUCAAAAAGAAUGUCUUCAGCAAGCUCUCGACGGCGCCACGAAUCAUACCCCUUUGCGCAUCGUGGUUCCUCCCAAACGAUGACCGAACCGGAAUCGACACCUUCAAUGAGGCUCGCAUUCCGCACGCACGAUUCUUCGAUUUGGAUGAGGUGAAAGACCAACACUCAUCCUACCCCCACAUGCUACCAUCCGCCAAAGACUUUGCGAAUGCCAUGGGCCGCUUGGGCAUCAGAAAGGACGACAGCGUAGUGGUGUAUGAUUCGAAGGAGCUGGGCAUCUUCUCCGCGCCGCGUGUGGCAUGGACUCUGCAGAUAUUUGGCCACCCGAACGUACACAUCUUGAACAACUUUCGGACAUGGGUCAGGGACGGCUUUCCCACAGAGAGCGGAGAGCCGGCCGUCCACGAGAGGGUCGAAUACCCGGUUCCGGAAUUGGACAAGAGCAAAGUCAUUGCCUUCGAGGAGGUGAAGGAGAUCGUGAAGGAUGCGGGUAAGGAGGGCGCUGAGGAAGUGCAAGUGCUGGAUGCGAGACCUGCUGGGCGCUGGGCUGGAACCGAUCCUGAGCCUAGAGAAGGUAUCUCUUCUGGACACAUGCCUGGAUCGACAAAUAUCGCGACGAACUAUCUACUCCACGCUGAGGAUAAAACGCUUCUGCCUGCCGCAGAGCUGAGACAAGUGUUUGAGAGUUUAGGUGUUGAUCCUGCGAAGCCUAUCAUCAGUAGCUGCGGGACUGGCGUUACCGCUGCUAUUGUAGAUACUGCUCUGACUGAGGCCGGAUAUCCACAAACGAACAGACGCAUUUACGACGGCAGCUGGACUGAAUGGGCGCAGCGCGUGAAGCCUACGGAAGGCCUGAUUCGAAAGUCACUUUGA
Messenger RNA from Paraphaeosphaeria sporulosa, 930 nucleotides. Its product is annotated as Rhodanese-like protein. Lineage: Eukaryota; Fungi; Ascomycota; Dothideomycetes; Pleosporales; Didymosphaeriaceae. Gene Ontology annotation, molecular function: thiosulfate-cyanide sulfurtransferase activity. Gene Ontology annotation, cellular component: mitochondrion. The transcript has 2 exons. The record is from RefSeq and is a predicted model, not a curated record. Bases 1 to 930 code for a protein of 309 amino acids. Gene Ontology annotation, biological process: transsulfuration.